Messenger RNA from Manihot esculenta (cassava), 2469 nucleotides. RefSeq names its product subtilisin-like protease SBT1.8. NCBI's taxonomy places the organism in Eukaryota, Viridiplantae, Streptophyta, Magnoliopsida, Malpighiales, Euphorbiaceae. The transcript is spliced from 2 exons. The coding region runs from base 126 to 2390 and encodes 754 amino acids. The record is from RefSeq and is a predicted model, not a curated record. Gene Ontology annotation, biological process: proteolysis. Gene Ontology annotation, molecular function: serine-type endopeptidase activity.
GGAAGUAGCUAUAGCAGUCUAGUAGUUGUUGUAACAAAUCUGAAAUUGAAGCUCUGUUUCAUGGAGAAGCCUUUUUAAAGGACCAUAGAUCUCCAUGUCUCCAAGCUCAAACAAAUAGGAACAAUAUGGUUUCCAUGGCAAACGCUUGUUUCCUCUGUCUUCUUCUCUCACCAGUCCUUUCUCUCCUUCAAGCUACUGCCAAGAAAACUUACAUUGUCCAUAUGAAUCAUAACUCCAAGCCUCACUCAUAUUCCACUCACAGUGACUGGUAUCAAUCUCUCACUUCCACCUCUGAUGCCAUUCUCUACACCUACACCACCGCAUUUCAUGGCUUCGCUGCCUAUCUUGAACCUGAAGAAGCUGAAUCUCUUAGAAACAUGGAUUCUGUCGUUAAUGUCUUUGAGGAUGUGCUCUACUCUGUCCAGACAACUCGCACCCCACAUUUCCUUGGUCUCAAUUCUAACUUUGCCUUGGCUGGUGGACGUAAAUUUCAAGAAAUCGAACAAGUUACUCAUGACGUUAUUGUCGGAGUUCUUGACACUGGCAUAUGGCCAGAGUCAAAAAGUUUCGACGACACGGGCUUACCUGAGAUCCCAAAACGUUGGAGGGGAAACUGUAACUCCACACUCGAUUUCGAUCACAAAUUCUGCAAUAAGAAGUUGAUCGGAGCUAAUUAUUUCAUGGAAGGACACAAGAAAGAAGCACCCAGAUCGAAGGAUAUUGCCUCACCUAGAGACUACGAUGGCCAUGGAACACACACUGCAAGUACUAUUGCUGGGUCGCCGGUAAAGAACGCAACUUUGUUAGGAUUUGCGAGAGGCACCGCUCGUGGAAUGGCAGCUCGUGCCAGGCUCGCAAUCUACAAGGUCUGCUGGAGCAGCGGCUGCUCUGGAGCUGAUAUUCUGGCAGGGAUGGAGAGAGCUGUUUUAGAUGGUGUAGAUAUUCUCUCUGUGUCUAUUGGCAUGACAAGUGUUGAACCACUUCCAUAUCUUCACGACCCAAUCGCUCUAGGUGCUCUCUGUGCAAUGUUGAAUGGCGUUUUGGUCUCUUGCUCAGCUGGUAACGAUGGACCUGCAAGAUCAUCUGUAAAAAACGUGGCACCAUGGAUUUUGACAGUCGGUGCCGGAAGUAUAGACAGGAACUUUCCAGCUUAUGCAUUGCUUGGCAACAAACGGCGGGUCACCGGCGUCUCGCUCUACAAAGGACCAGGAAUGGGGAGGAAGCCAGCCAAGUUGGUGUAUCUUAAGGGACGUAAUAGUUACAGCAAUUUAUGUUUGCCUGGGACGCUUGAACCAGCCAUGGUGCGUGGUCGAGUAGUGAUCUGCGAUAUAGGAGUUAUCAUUCCGGAGGAGAAAAGUCUGGUGGUGCGAAAGGCCGGAGGAUUUGGGAUGAUAUUAGUUGACAGUGUUGCAGCGAAGGCGUUGGAUACUAACAUUUUCUUGGUGCCCGCCGUGACGGUGGCGAAGAAAGAAGGUGAUUUGAUUAAGAAGUAUGUGAAGACUGAACCUAAUCCAACGGUUCUGCUAAGCUUCGGAGGGACGGUGGUAAAUGUAAGACCGUCGCCGAUUGUGGGAUCUUUUAGUUCUCGGGGCCCGAAUCCUGUCACACCACAGAUCUUGAAACCUGAUAUUUUAGCUCCUGGAGUUAACAUUCUAGCAGCUUGGUCUGAGGCCACAAGUCCAUCAGGCUUGAAGGAGGACAACAGGGUGACAAAGUUCAACAUCAUUUCAGGGACAUCAAUGGCCUGCCCACAUGCAAGUGGAAUAGCUGCAUUACUCAAAGCAGCACAUCCAACUUGGAGUCUAAGUGCUAUUAGAUCAGCUCUCAUGACCACUGCCUACUCUGUUGAUGAUACCAACUCAGCCAUAAUGGAUUCUGCAACUGCUGCAUCUUCAAAUCCAUGGGCUUAUGGUUCUGGUCAUAUUGAUCCAAAAAAAGCUCUUUCUCCAGGCUUGGUAUAUGAUCUAUCCACAGAAGAUUACAUAACAUGCAUGUGUACAUUGAAUUUUCCUCUCAGUUUUCUCCAAGCAAUUACAGAAAACCCUAAUCUCAACUGUUCUAAAAAAUUUAGUGAUCUUGGUGAACUCAAUUACCCAUCAUUCUCAGUCUUGUUUGGAAACAAGACAGUUGUUAAAUACACAAGAGAGUUAACAAAUGUGGAGGCUGCAAAGUCUAGUUAUGAAGUGAAAGUGAUUAGACCAGCAAAUGUAGCAGUGAGAGUAAAACCAAGUAAGCUUGUUUUCAAAAAAAUUGGAGAGAAGAAAAGAUAUGAGGUAAAAUUUGCAGCAAAGAAAAAUCAGAAGCCAAUGGGUGGAGUUGCUUUUGGUUCAAUUGUUUGGAGUAAUGUUAAAAACCAAGUUAGCAGCCCAAUUGCAUUUACAUGGACAUGAUUUAUAAGCCAUGUUUGUGGUUUAAUUUAUAAGUUGAGAAUAAUUUAGAGAAAAUAAAAAAUAAGAGUUUAUUUUGUUC